UCAAAUGAUUGUCAUCUCCCAUGAUAAAAGAUCAUGACUGUAUGAUAGAGAGGAUUAACUGGUUUUAUCUGGGAUUAAAGACGGUUUCCUAAUGGCUGUGUGGUUUAUAUUCAGAGCUUAAGACCUUCUAAAAGCUCUCCAUCCAUCACUUCAUUCUAGAGAGAAGAUCGCUCGCAAGUUCGUACAGAAGUACGAGAGCGCAGCAUGACUGACAUUUGAAUACUUGUUUUGAUGAAGUAUGCACUGAUAUCUGUAUUUUAAUAAGAAGAAAAUCCAGAUGAAGAUUGUAGAAUUGGAGAUGAUGUAUAUGGCGGACAAAAUUGAGCAAGUGCCAGUCGAACCGGAUCAGUAGUUUUCCCUGGUUAGUAAAGCUCAGCGUGGAAGAAUGGAUGAACAGCGCUGUACCUUGGGUCCAACAACACCUCAACAAGCUCAUGCCAACAGCCCAGAUCCCGAUGAGUUUUUCCAGUUGCUGGUCAAGAGUCAAUGUCAACGAUUAGAUGACCAACGGGUGGCGCUUAACUCAUUGCCAGGGAUGGAGGCAUUCACGGUCAAAAAUCCAAAAGAUGGAAAUGUACUGAAGACAAACUUUGAUCAGAUUUGCAGCAUGGUCAGCAGAGCUCAUAGUUUCAAGAAACGCAACCCUCCAAAAAUGAGCCUGACCCCUGGGGCCCAGGGCUCUAUGAGAAGAUCAAGCUUCAGUCCUCAAGCUACUGCUGAUUCAGCCACCUAUAACACACUCACAACCAGAUCAGCCUCAUUCAACCCUAUAUCAGACAAGGACAGAAUGGACUGUGAAAGAUUUCAACGUGAGCAGGACCAGCUGUUGUGUCUAGUUAGUCGAGCACAAAGUGGACGUAUGGAUGAACAACGCUGCUCGAUUAACCCUUUAUCAACCGGACAUAUGGAUAACAGCCAGUCAGAUCAAGAUGUUGAGAAGUUUUUUAAACUCAUUGCUAACACCCAAAAUGGCCGGUUAGAUGACCAGCGGGCAACGCUAAACCGGUUGCCAGAGAUAAAAUCGCCUCAUGGUAUGACUGCUCAGGAUUCAGAUCAGCUCUUCAGCAUGGUCUCUAGAAUACAGGGCUCUCGGAUAGAUGAUCAGCGCUGCUCUGCUCCCAAAAUCCACCUGGGGUCUCCUGCCCCCCCAAAGAAGUCUUAUUCUCAACCCGUAUCCCCGACUAACCGUCUGUCUGAAUCAGGCUCACCCACUAAAUCAUCCCGGAGAUCAGGAUCAUUCAGUCCUGACUCUGAGGUACAAAAUAGUAUUGAUCAGGACCAUCUUUUUUCCCUGCUGCAUCAUGCACAGCAUCGGCGAAUGGAUGACCAGCGGUGCUCAUUUGAACCCUUUAAAAACCCUUCCUCCUCUCCAAAGAAUCCAAACGCUAGUCCCACAGCGGAAGAUCCUGAGCAGUUUUUCAGAAUGGUGGCCAACUUUCAGAGCGGACGACUGGAUGACCAGCGCGUGACACUCAGUGCAUUGCCAGGCAUCCAGAACUCCAGCACUGGAACUAAGAGAGAGAACGAUAAAACAUCAGCCCCUCAAAUCAUCCUGACCCCUGCGUCACCUGCUCCGCCAAAAAAAGUUUGUUCCAGACCUUCCUCUCCCACUCUGAGCGUCAGUGAAUCAGACCCACCUGUCAGGCCUCCCCCCAGAUCGGCCUCAUGUUCUCCAGAGAGAUUACUACAUGAUGACAUGUCUGCGCAGAUAUCAUUUCAAAUUUCCAUGUGCUUCCCUCCACAUCAGACGCAUGGAGCAAAUAACCAGCCGUGUCCAUUCCCUGAAGUCUUCCUCACAAUCGGACAACCAGGGGAGGCUAUAGUAAUUCCUCUCAGCCCUAGGCCUGGCAGACCGCUCACUCUCAAUGUGAACCCACACAGACAGCAUCGCUCCAGGUCUCCUGACAAUCAGGGACACUCGAGACCCUCUUCUCCACACCCAGGAGACAUGGCUAGUCCAAUGGGCCCAUAUGAGGACUACUUCUCUCUGAAACAAAGAGUCCACACCACUCAGCUGCAACAGAAUAACAUACGGGACAGAGCAGAGCCGAACAAGGAGGCUAAGAAGGGAAAAGGAAAAAGUAGUGGAAAGAAAGAAAAAAAGGAGGGAAGCAAAGAAAAGAGAAAAUAGGACGCUAUGCAUGUUCAUAUAUUCUGGUUUCACAUCACCUGGAUGAAUGUCAGUAUUACAAAUAAGCUUAACAUGUUGGUUUUUAGAUCAAAUAGCAUGUCAAAAUAAGCUAUGUUCACACUGGAAAUUAACAUACUGUUUAGAAAUGUAUUCUGUAUUGUUUUUGUUUCAUGGCUCAGGGUUUGAGUAAACUGACUGACUGAAAUGUAUUUUAUUUGUGUGUCUGUAUUAAGUGAAGGUGUUUUUUUUAUCUGCUGUGAUGAAUGAUCAAAUAGGCUUGUGCUGUUUCUGUUGUGUUUGACAAUCUCUGACAAUUGUGUGAAGCUUUAUGUCUGUUUUUAAAAUUAGCGUUACCUGUGCUGUUCAUGUUUCAUGAAAAAUAAAUCAUCAUCCAAUUAGGAUACU
Molecule: messenger RNA, 2536 nt
Organism: Sinocyclocheilus rhinocerous
Lineage: Eukaryota; Metazoa; Chordata; Actinopteri; Cypriniformes; Cyprinidae
Exons: 13
Coding region: 386-2131 (581 amino acids)
Molecular function (GO): protein binding; guanyl-nucleotide exchange factor activity
Source: RefSeq, a predicted model, not a curated record